CAAAUUAUCUGCUUAUUUUUACAUUUGAUCAUUUAAAUAAAAAAGACAAAUUUUACUCUGACCUUUUAAGAUCUAGCUAAAAUGAAAAGUGUAAAAAACUUUCAAAAACAAAAAUGACAUAUAUUCCAAGUUAUCUGCCUACUUUUACAUCCGAUCAUUUAAUAAAAAAGACAAAUUCAAAUAAAACAAUUUUUUUAAAUUAUGAAUAAAAUAUCCCGCCCAAAAUGAAAUUUAACAUGAUCCUCCAUAAUUCUUCCACGUCUUUAUAAUUUAAUGCAUCCUCAUCAUUCAUCACUCCCAUAAGUACUAAACAUCCAAGUUCCAAACCCCAUUCAAACUCCACAUGCAUUUUCAUUUUUAGUGAGAUUUAGAUCAAAAUAAACAUACCCAUAAAUUCAAAUAAAUGGGAAAAGAGUAUGAAGAUCAAAUAGCAUCAAUGAGAGAAGCAUUCUCUCUUUUCGACACCGACGGAGACGGUAAGAUCGCUCCGUCGGAUCUCGGUAUCGUGAUGCGUUCAUUAGGCUCGAACCCGACUCAAUCGCAACUCCGCCACAUCUUAGAAAGAGAAAAACUCACCUCCCCUUUUGACUUCCACAGGUUUCUUGAACUAAUGGUUAAGUACAUGAAACCUGAUGAUCCGUUCGAGUCGGAGCUCCGUGAUGCGUUUCGGGUACUUGAUAAGGAUUGUUCCGGUUUUGUGUCGGUUUCGGACCUUCGACAUAUAUUGACCAACAUUGGGGAGAAGUUGGAUCCGGCAGAGUUUGAUGAUUGGAUUCAAGAAGUUGAUGUUGGAGAGGAUGGAAGGUUUCAGUAUGAAGAGUUUAUUUCUCAACUUCUUGUCAAGUGAUCAUGUUGCUAUUAAUAUAAAUUACUUGUAUUAUUUUGUUUUUAAGCCUAGAAUUUCUAUAGAUUUAUAAAGCUUUGUUUAUGUAUUGUAAAUCUUAUGCUACUUCUGUAUUAAUAUUAGAAAUCCUAUUCCGUUUUCCUAAAAAAAAAAUAUUAGAAAUACUAUAGUUCAAUUUCGUAAUC
Molecule: messenger RNA, 1029 nt
Organism: Chenopodium quinoa (quinoa)
Lineage: Eukaryota; Viridiplantae; Streptophyta; Magnoliopsida; Caryophyllales; Amaranthaceae
Product: probable calcium-binding protein CML13
Exons: 1
Coding region: 404-847 (147 amino acids)
Cellular component (GO): myosin II complex
Molecular function (GO): calcium ion binding
Source: RefSeq, a predicted model, not a curated record